AUGCUAAGCACAUCGACAUCACCGGACUUCGAUAUCUCACCGAGUCCGCUGCGGCAGGCUGACCCUAUUCUUGGAAGGACAGGCGCUCGGACGCUGGUAUGGGACUUUAUACGGGCCCGCCUGGUGAUCGCACAUGGCAAGGAUAUGGACAGGCCAGAGAGCUGGAAGAAGCAAGACCUCGACAGUGAACCUUCUCCGAUCUGGGCCGUUUGUUCCCGGCCGCCAAGAUGGCAGGGCGAAGAUUUAUUGAAGUUACAGAAUAUCCAUAUUAAGCUCAAAUACAAGCUUCACCAACUCCUGAAGAAUGAGCUUUUAGGAAUUGAAGCAUCGCCAUUACAUGGCAUUACAUUAUUGGCAUCCCUUUGCCCACUUUCAAGGUGGAACUGUAACAAAAUCCAAGUGGCCUCACGCACAGUCCAAAAUCUUGGCCUAAGACGCGUCGAGCAUAGACAACAGCAGUGGCUUACCAGCCUCGAAGUCAAUAAUGUCCUGAAAAACACUUCCUCACUCCUACCAAUCAUAUGCCGCCAAGUACGGAGGACAGCUCGCAUGACUGACAGGAUGGCGCCUGUUACAUAUGCCAAGGAAGGUCCAUGGGCAAUGGGCAUUGGUGUCGAUCGACUGAUGAUAUCUCUACGGAGGUGGUUUGACCGUUUCGCAUUCUCACCUGACUCUUUAGUAGCUGUCGUGCGCUUGCUUGAGAAGAAAGAUGAGCGUCCAGCAGCAAAAGACGCUCGUUUCCCGCUCAUGAAAGCCUACUGUACAAUUUGUCACUUCAAAGCAGCCUGGAUGCCAUUGCCCUACAGCUGGGUAUUCCCCAAACCCUUGCUCCUCAUGGAUUAUAGCGAACAGAAACUUGUUAUUCAGCGGUCCGACCCUAGUCACUUUCACUCCAAAGUGUAGAGACGCGGUACGAAGGCUACGAUCGGAUCCAAAGCGCCAGGAUCACGCCGGUAAACGCCUCAAAUGGACAAAGAGACCGGCUGUCUCACAGUCUCACUUGCCGUCCUCUGGCGCGCCGGCUUUGACCGUCUCGUCCGGAUAUCGACUGCCAUUGGCAUCAUCGAAGAGCAUUUGAUCACCCUUGCCGCCCAAUUCCAUAAACUCUUUGGGAUCGCGAGCAACAUCUGGACCGGGCUCGACAGUCUGCUCGACAUGUCCUUUCUUCUUCGUUGCAGCCUUCGCUCUGGCUGCCUCUUGUUGUUGGCCUGCAGGACGCUGCGUGAAGAAACGUGGCUGGGAAUUCUUAUCCCAUACCUUGACAGGAGGGGCACCCCCUUGGGCCUCGAUAAUCUUGUCGACCUUAACAUCGUUGAUGCUCGAGAGAAGUGUACGCUCACGCUGUGGCUUACGAUUUGAGAAGUCCAGACUAGAAAUCGCUCCAGUCAGGCCAUCGGUACUAUCAGUGAUGCUGAUGGGGCGCUGCGUGGUCCACGGGUGCUCCAAGCAUUCGUCGAUCGUGAUGCGCUUUUCGACAUUAACUGUGAGCAUGCGGUCAAUGAGGUCAAGCGCUGGAUCCCCAACAGAGUCCCAGUAAGGUGAUGGGUAGUCGAAGCGACCCAU
This is a messenger RNA of Pseudocercospora fijiensis CIRAD86, 1563 nucleotides long. RefSeq lists its product as uncharacterized. The coding region runs from base 1 to 903 and encodes 300 amino acids. Lineage: Eukaryota; Fungi; Ascomycota; Dothideomycetes; Mycosphaerellales; Mycosphaerellaceae. The transcript is spliced from 11 exons. The record is from RefSeq and is a predicted model, not a curated record.